Messenger RNA from Owenia fusiformis, 333 nucleotides. Lineage: Eukaryota; Metazoa; Annelida; Polychaeta; Sabellida; Oweniidae. The record is from the annotation of a GenBank genome assembly.
CUAAAUACAAACCAGAAUACAUUGUUUGGGAAGAAGACCCCAAUGACUGGGAUGAUAUAAGUGUAUGUACUUGGAUCUUCAAGAAUGGUGCAUACCACACGAGCAGUUGUAAUGCAAAUUGGUUGACUGGAUACAUUUGCCAAAAAACUGUUGGUGGAACUGGGGGACCAACCUCGAGUUGUCCAUUUGGUUGGCGUGAGAGAGAUGGUUAUUGUUAUAUGUUUGGUCCAAAGGACCCGGAUUCUAGACUUAGCUGGGAUGACUCCAGGACAGCUUGCCAAGCACAGAUGACAGGUGCAGACCUCCUCUCUAUAGGAAAUGCAGAUGAAUCAG